Molecule: messenger RNA, 618 nt
Organism: Equus quagga
Lineage: Eukaryota; Metazoa; Chordata; Mammalia; Perissodactyla; Equidae
Product: mesoderm posterior protein 2-like
Exons: 1
Biological process (GO): heart morphogenesis; regulation of transcription by RNA polymerase II; somite rostral/caudal axis specification
Cellular component (GO): nucleus
Molecular function (GO): RNA polymerase II cis-regulatory region sequence-specific DNA binding; DNA-binding transcription factor activity, RNA polymerase II-specific; protein dimerization activity
Source: RefSeq, a predicted model, not a curated record
CAGCUCCAUCCAGAUGCGAAUCGAAUCGUCCUCACACACUUACCGAGGGGUCAGAAUCCACACCUCCGCAAAUGGGCCCCCUUUCCCAGGGCCCCCCAGCCCAGACCCUCCCUGGCUCUGUGGGUUUUGACACCUCUUCGUCACCUGGUGGGGGGCCCCCUUGCACCUCGGCCCGAUAAAAGCUCAGGCCGGAGCUGGCGGGCGGGCAGCCUCCCAGAGCCGCAGCCGGCCAUGGCCCAGUCCCCUCCUCUGCAGACCCUCCUCGGCCACGACCGCUGGCUCUCGCCCCAGGGCUGGGGCUGGGCCGGCCACGCCGACUGCACGUCCCCGGCCUCCUCCUCCGACUCGUCGGGCUCGUGCCCUUGCGACGGCGCCCGCGGCCGCCCGCAGCCCGCGCCCCCGGCCCGCGCAGCCCGCGCCGCAGAGGCCGCCCGGACGGCACCCGCACGAGCACAACCCGGAGCCGCCGGCGGCCCGCGGCAGAGCGCCAGCGAGCGCGAGAAGCUGCGCAUGCGCACCCUCGCCCGCGCGCUGCACGAGCUGCGCCGCUUCCUGCCGCCCGCAGUGGCGCCCGCGGGCCAGAGCCUCACCAAGAUCGAGACGCUGCGCCUGGCCAUC